Perkinsus marinus ATCC 50983 is the source of this 411-nucleotide messenger RNA. RefSeq lists its product as hypothetical. Lineage: Eukaryota; Perkinsozoa; Perkinsida; Perkinsidae. Bases 1 to 411 code for a protein of 136 amino acids. The transcript has a single exon. Gene Ontology annotation, molecular function: acid phosphatase activity. The record is from RefSeq and is a predicted model, not a curated record.
AUGACGUGGCUAGUGAGGCACGGUGUGGAGAUCGGAUAUGCAUCUAAGACGGCCGAGCCACGUUGGGCUAUGGAAGUCCUCGACUUGAUUCAUCCUAUAGCUGACCAGCCCGGCUGUUCUCUGAAGAAGGUCUCUGCAGGGGAGGGUUGGGGUUGGCAGAAUAAACAAGAACAUAUGAGGAAGAUCAGAGCCACUACUGGGAUGAACUAUGACGAAUGUGUUUUCUUUGACAAUAUGUACAGCAACUGUGAGGAUGUAUCCAAACUGGGUACGACUUCCGGCUACUGUCCGAGAGGAAUGACCAACGAGAUCUUCAUAAGGACCAUGAUCGAGUUCUCGGACAAGAUGGCUGGCAGCAGUAGUUCGUUUUCUUCAGAGGAGGAUAGCAAUACUUCCAGUUUCCUCGAUUAG